Messenger RNA from Varroa destructor (honeybee mite), 4264 nucleotides. Its product is annotated as interleukin enhancer-binding factor 2 homolog. Gene Ontology annotation, cellular component: catalytic step 2 spliceosome. Lineage: Eukaryota; Metazoa; Arthropoda; Arachnida; Mesostigmata; Varroidae. Gene Ontology annotation, molecular function: DNA binding; double-stranded RNA binding. Gene Ontology annotation, biological process: positive regulation of DNA-templated transcription. The record is from RefSeq and is a predicted model, not a curated record.
AUGCAGAGUUUCAAACAUCUCAUUAUCGAGGCAUCGUGGAAUUAACACGGCGAUAGUUUAAAGGAGUUUAAAGUAAUACAUACGAGCGGCUUUUUCGGCAGGAAAGGCAAUUUUUCAAAACACAAGAGACUGACAAGAGACAAAUGGCCUGCACGUUGCGAGCUCUGUUUACUUAUGCCCUUUUGAUUGUUUGCUGAUCCUGAAAUUAGGCCCAUAAGUUGAUCAAGAGUUGACGAAAGAAACAUUAGCAGGCUUAAGGAGCAGUCGGACAUAACGAAAAUGUUAUUCAUUUCAUUUCAUCAUUACCAUCGUCGCCCGCAGCUGUUAUUGCCGCUGUGCAGUGCUGUCUCCAAAAAGUAGAACAAGUGAAAGAGAAGUAGACGGCUUUGUCUGACACAUUCUAUCGGCGAUGUCUUGUAGAAACAGGUCUGGAGCAGAUGAACGCAUUGUUUGUCAGCUGCUUCCCUGUAGCCAACGGCUCCGCUGGUGAGAGGAAGUGAACUGAGAACGCACGAGCAGACACAGCACUGGACCUCAAUUUAUGUUUUAGGUGUCAUGUCGGCUGCUGUCGCUAAGCAUUGCUUCAGAUGGCUAGCUCCCAGUACGAAACAGAGUGUGUCUACGCCCCGUCUCGAAUCUCGAUUAUCACGUGGCCCCAAGCUGGGUAAGCAAACACAUUGUAUCAACGUGGGAACACACUGCUCAGAAGACUGGUCCAAGCUGGUGUCGUCUGCUAGUGUUUGAUUGACUAGUUUGUGUUGUUUGGCUGUCGGUCGUACUUGGUUUGGCGUUUGUCUGUGCAGUGUCUGGCGGAAUUGUCGUUCGAUUUACAAACGCUCAGAUAUCGAGGUUCUAGGAAUUUUUGUGCGCUUGCCUGCUACGUGAAGCCAGUUGCAGACGCGCGACGAUGAGGGGAGCGAUGCGUGGUCGGAUGAUGGGUGGUCCUCGACCUUUCUUCAAGAAGCAAUUCAUUCCACACAUUCCUUUUGAUCUGUAUCUGACAGGUCCAGUUCUGCAAAAUGUUUCUGCACCGUGGGAUGAUUCCGAAUUGUCUGCAGCACUGAUCAAGAAAAAUCAAGAGCUUACCCCUACGGACACAGAACAUCAAACGUUACUUAAUCUUGUAACAAAACUACAAACUGUUCUUGAUCAAAUCACAGUGGACCCGCGAGGAUUCGAUGCUUGUGCAAUCGAAGAGGUACGACAAGUGGGAUCAUACAGAAAGGGUACUAUGAUUGCUGGACACAAUGUUGCGGAUUUUGUCAUCCUGUUAAAAACGUUGCCCACUGAGGAAGCUGUGAUGAGACUCGGUCAAAAGGUCCUCGAGGAUCUUCGAGCGACAGACGCCAACUUGAAGGUCGUUUUAACUAAAGAUCCGUGCGGAUUCACUAUAAACUCCCAAAACAACACCUCAGCAUGCAGAUGUCUAAUUACGACGCUUCCUCCAAACAUCCGAAAGUUGGAAGCGGAUUUACAUCUUCCUCAACGACUGGUCGUGAAUAAUUUGGCUGCAUUACGUCAUUCACGGUGGUUCGAGGACAAUGGCCAGAAUCAACCGGGCGUAAAAACCUUGAUUCGACUAAUAAGAGACUUGCGCAAUAGGUUUGAAGGGCUCCUCCCGCUGAAUCCCUGGAUGGUCGAUCUACUUUGCCACUACUCGAUGAUGAAUACGCCCGAUGGCCAACCUCUUCAACUGGCCGAUGGUUUUAAGCGGGCUCUUCAACUUCUUGCCUGCGGACUUUUUACACCAGGCUCCUGUGGUAUUCAGGACCCAUGUGAGGCUAAUGUUAUUCGUGUGCAUACUGCUAUGACUGUAGAAGAACAGGACAUUGUAUGCAUGACUGCACAAAAUCUUGUGCGACAUCUUCUCAAUGGGAAUUUUGCACCGUUGCUUGGCCAUGGCAAGAAAAAUGAAGCGAUUGAGAGGGAUGCGUGCGUUGUCAACGGAGUCGUUAUCAAUCCCCUUGGGACAGCCUAUGAAAAGCCGCCCGAGCGAGGCGCUGAAGAAGAUUUACUGGAAGGCAGUGACGGAGAACAAGCUGAAGAUGUGGAAGGAAUGCAGACGGAAUAGAGGAAACAUUAAUCAAUACUCGUGCAUGAAAAUUCAUUUUUUAAGCUGCUGAUUAAUCAACGAUGUGCAUGCUAAAUGAACUAGAAUCGAGUAGCCAAGGUUCUCAUAGGCCUGCUUAUAAACUAUGUUUCGUAUGUACACAAAAAACAUAAAAACGAGCCUAGCCACUAAAAAUGCCGAGGGUGACAGGUAGUGAUACAGAAUUCGAUGUAGCGCAAAGAGGGAACAAUCCAAAAAAACAUUGAGGAUUCUCCUGUAGUAGAGAAAACGUCAGUAUUUUGCAAAUAUACCAGCUGUCGGUCUGCACUCCAGAAGUAGCAGACAAGCUUACUUACAUGUUUCACAAUGCCUGCCGCAGCUAAUAAUAUAGGUUUUGUCGUAUAUUAAGAAUUUUUUUCAUCGUGUAUGAAUCUGUAAAAAUGCUCUCAGUUUUCGUAUUUGAUACGUCCUAGCACCACCGAAACAAGUAAACGACUAGGUUCACGGAGCAAAUCUGGUCGGGAUGCUUUUGGAAGGCUAAUAGAGGCCGAUUUAUAUGCCUGUUUACUAUUUUUGAAUGCCGCAGUGGCAUGCUAAUGGCUAAAGUGAGUGGAGAAGAACGAUGAAGUGAUUAUCUUUAAUUUCUUGAGAUAACAAGGCCAACAAAGAUUUAGUUGGAUUAAUUAUAUCUUAUGCUGAGAACACGAACUCGCAAUCUGAAUAUAGAAUUAGUUAGCGAAAUGUAAAAACUUAUCUGACCACAAUGCGGACAUAUAUUGGCAAAUAAUUCAACGGGAAAUGAAGAUAGGUGUAUAUUAUUUCGUCUUACUUUUGUUUUCAAUAUUUAAGUUAUAACUGCUAAAGGUUUUGAGAAGGGAAAACUAUGAAUCCUGCCGGUAGCUGACAUACGCUGUAAACAACUAAUUAUUAAUUAAUGGAGAAUGUCGCUUCAGAAAGUCGUCUGUCGUCUUACAGUGUAAACAUAUUGCUCAUAGGUAAUGGCCUGAAUUCAGCACUGAAUAGUACCAUUGGGAAAUAAGGUUCUGUAUAAGCGAGUAGUGGGAAAAAACAAGGAGGUGAAACAAAAGUAUUUUCAACUCAAACACCUCAUGGUGUUUUAAAAAAACUUGUCCCUUGACAAAGUGGCAGAUUAGCCGGAAUAAAUGACAGGAAAACGUUGCACUUUAUCGGUUUCUGAUAUUUACUUCACAAACAAUUCCGUAAAUUGUAACUGAUAUGAUAUAUAUUUUAUUAUCUCGAAUAUACAGAUGAGAUUUUUUUAUUUCGAUGUUAAAAGAUAAUUUAAUCUAUGCUUAAUUCAUAUGAAGUUCAAAUUGUUUUUGUCGUAAGGGAACUUAAGAAAUGAUUUAUUGCUCCAGAAAAGCUUCUGCAAAAAAGUGAGAACGGUAUGAUGAUCAACUUACAUUUACAGUAUAUCGUUUUGUAAUGUCAGGGAAAUGUAUAAUAAACAAAGUAAAGAUCACAUGUAAUGUCUCAAUCGUCUUAUCUUUAUUGUUUUCUUUAUUCGGUGUAAAGAUCGUUUCAUUAUUCUUAUUUUAGUAUUUUUUUUAUUGAAAAAGCAAUUAAGGCUGUUCAACAGUGAUGCUAAAAGUUAGCUGAAAGUAUCUACCGAUUUUCCCACAAUUAUUAUUAUUAUUAAUAAUAUCCAAAACAUAGCCUUCUACUGUAGCCUAUUUUGGCUAAAUUAAACUCGCCAAUAAAAUGGGAAAUAAAUAUAGCCAGGUUGAAGCCAACAUUAAAUAUUCCUGUUGCUUAAUUCAGAAAACAAUUGAAGCAUGACGAUGAGGUCUAACGUCGUCGUCAAAUUUAUAAGCCUCUUGAGGAACUCAAGACAGCAAGCUGCAUCGAUAGUUUAAUUUUCCGUGCAACUUGUAGUACCGGAUGCUUCUCGUGUCCGUUGCAUGUACUACCAUAAUCUUAUGUCCAAAUCUAUCCGACACUGCGAUCGAACUAGAUUUCUCUCUAAGACAAGGCUGUUUUGUCGCCUACCUCCUAUCCAACUGGUAGUAGAGAUUGAGCCAUAUUUCGUCUUUAUAGCGAUCGUAUGCUGCAGGCGUGUUUUUUGUUAAUUCGUUAUCGAGCAUUUUCCACCGAGUUAAAGUCAAUUUUCUGGAAGCCCAUUAUUUUAGUCAUAUUUUCAAGGAUGAAGGAAGUUAUGCUUAUAUUCCUGGUUGUGUUUAUCAUUAAUCUUGA